UGUUGAUUUGCAGAUCAAAGAAGAUAAAAUGGAGGACAAGAAAUUAACUUUUAUUAUGUAUCCAUGGUAUGCCAUGGGGCAUCUUACUUCAUUUCUUCAUCUAUCCAACAAACUUGCACAUAGAGGCCACAAAAUUUUCUUUGUCCAUCCUACAAACACACUUUCCAAAUUAGAAAAAUUCAAUCGUUAUCCUGAACUCAUAAACUUCAAAUCCGUCACAGUUCCACAUGUUGAUGGACUCCCACUUGGAGCUGAAACAACUUCAGAUGUUCCUAUUUUCAAUCAGAAUCUUCUUUGUCAAGCAUUGGAUCUUACAUUACCAAAGAUUGAGUCUUUAAUUCAAGAAAUCAAACCCCAUUUCAUUUUCUAUGAUUUUGCUUAUUGGGUUCCAUCCAUUGCUCGAAAAUACAAAGUUAAGUCUGUGCAUUACUGUUCUAUUACUCCAUCAUCUGUUGGUUAUCUUAUGCGUGGCGAAAAUCCAUCUUCAGAAGCUGAAAUGAUGGAACCUCCACCUGGUUUUCCUAUUGAUUCAUCAAUCAAACUCCACAAACAUGAAGCUCGUUUAAUCGUAGCUCUACAUUCGAUGGGUUCUGGUUCUGGCUCUGGCUCUGUUUCGUUCACUCAACGUUUGCUUUUGGCUUUUCAAGACGGGGAUGCCAUUGCAUUCAAAACUACUCGAGAAAUAGAAGGACCUUCUUGUGAAUUUGUUGAGCAUAAGUUCAAUAAACCAGUUGUGUUAGCCGGGCCAGUCUUGCCCGAACCAAUAGAGAGUUCAAAUACAGAGGAAAAUUGGUCAAAAUGGCUCGAAAAAUUCAAAGAAAAGACGGUUAUUUUGUGUGCAUUUGGUAGUGAAUGUAAUCUUAAGAAAGAUCAAUUUCAAGAACUGGUUUUGGGACUUGAACUUACUGGUUAUCCAUUUUUCGCUGCUUUAAAACCGCCUAUUGAAGUUGAGACAAUCAAAGAGGCAUUACCGGAAGGUUUCAAAGAGAGAACACAAGGGAAAGGCAUUGUUCAUUCAGGAUGGGCAGAGCAACAAUUGAUGUUAUCUCAUCCUUCUGUUGGAUGUUUUGUCACUCAUUGUGGCGGGAACUCGUUAUCGGAGGCGAUGAUUAAUGAGUGUCAAUUGGUUUUAGUACCAAAUUUUGGUGAUCAAUUCAUAAAUUCAAGAUUGUUUGGUGGAGACUUGAAAGCUGGAGUGGAAGUUGAGAGAAAUGAAGAAAAUGGAUCUUUCACUAAAGAUGGAGUUUGUAAGGCAAUCAAAAUGGUAAUGAAUGAUGAGAGUGAAGAGGGGCGUAAAAUAAGAGCGAAUCGCGCAAAGUGGAGAGAGUUCUUGUUGGGUAAAGGGCUUGAAGAUUCUUACAUUGAUGCUCUUGUGCAGAAGCUACAAUGUCUACUCUGAUUGCAAGAGACUGUUUCCACAACUCGAACAUGUAAGACUGUAGCCUCCUAGUAGUUUGUUGAGUAAAGGACUUGAGGAUUCUUACAUUGAUGCUCUUGUACAGAAGCUACAAUGUCUACCGUGACUGUUUCCACAGCUCGAACCUGUAAGUCUAUAGCAUUUUAGUAGCCACGUGACAACAACUUUAUAAGUUACACGAGAGCAUUAAUAUGUUAACUACAUAAAAAUGCUUUUAUGUUUCUUUCAUUAAG
Solanum stenotomum is the source of this 1650-nucleotide messenger RNA. Its product is annotated as cyanidin 3-O-galactoside 2''-O-xylosyltransferase FGGT1-like. The record is from RefSeq and is a predicted model, not a curated record. Gene Ontology annotation, molecular function: UDP-glycosyltransferase activity. The coding region runs from base 29 to 1399 and encodes 456 amino acids. Lineage: Eukaryota; Viridiplantae; Streptophyta; Magnoliopsida; Solanales; Solanaceae. The transcript has a single exon.